This is a messenger RNA of Miniopterus natalensis, 546 nucleotides long. It is a transcript of the gene FAM237A, whose product is annotated as family with sequence similarity 237 member A. The record is from RefSeq and is a predicted model, not a curated record. Lineage: Eukaryota; Metazoa; Chordata; Mammalia; Chiroptera; Miniopteridae.
AUGGCUGAUCCUGGAAACAGAGGAGGGAUCUACCGCCCCUUGAACCUUACCUGCUCCCUGCUCAUUGUGGGGAUGUGCUGUGUGCCUCCUUUCUUCUGUCAUAGCCAGGCAGACCUGCUGGCUCUUAACCAAGCUGAUCCCCAAUGCUGGGAAUCGUCCUCAGUGCUCCUCCUGGAAAUGCGGAAGCCUCGGAUUUCCAACUCUGUGUCAGGUUUCUGGGAUUUUAUGAUCUACCUGAAGUCAUCUGAGAACUUGAAGCAUGGGGCAUUGUUUUGGGAUCUGGCCCAACUCUUCUGGGACAUCUAUGUGGACUGCAUCCUCUCCAGGAACCAUGGCUUAGGAAGGAGGCAAUUGGCCGGGGAGGAAGAGAGGAUCUCUGCAGUGCAUCCACAGCACACAGGGAGGAAACAAGGUGCAUAUUCUCAGCAAUUACAAAUCCCUUCCCCGAAGAAGAAAGAGUUGAUUGAAGAUUUGCUAAGCCUGUACGUGCGCAGCAAGGUUGGAAAAGCAAGCAGUGGCCCGGAAAUAAAGAGAAAACAAAUCUAA